UGGCGGGAAGGGAAAGUUUUCUGGAUUCUUGGGGGGGGGGGGGGGGGAGGUGGAGGAAGAAGAGGGGGGAGAUGGAAGAAAGAAGAGGAGGGGAAUCCAGCGAGAUUGAUCGCGUCAGUGUGUGUUGAUCAGAAAUUUCAUCAAAGAUUUCAAGGAGUUUUAGAGAGGACGGAAGGGGGGGGGAAGGAUGGAGGGAAGAAGAGGGAAAAUGGAAGUAAGAGAAGGUGAGAUCGAAGGAGGUAGAAAUGUUCAUCACCGCUUUAAGGAGUUUCAAGAGAGGACGGAAGGGGAGGGACAGGAUGGAGGAUCGAAGGAGGUAGAAAUGUUCAUCACAGCUUUAAGGAGAUUCAAUAGAGGACGGAAGAGGACAGGAUGGAGGGAAGAAGAGGGAAUAUGGAAGUAAAGAGUAGGUGAGAUCGAUUGAGACGAGCCCUCAGAAGAAGGUAGAACGAACUUGCUUUGUUCUUUUGUUUAGCUAUUACCGGGUAGGUCAGAGCACGGUGGGAGGGAACGAUAGAGGGUCAAAUGGGGAGGAGAGUGUAUCAGGAAACUCUCUUAAGGACUGGUCGUGUUACGGGGAACGAAGUAUAUCUAUGAUCAUCCUUUAUCUCGGAACGAAGUAGUAACUCUCGGUAGUGGGCGUGACCGAGAUUCCUCGGUGUCAGUUGUUGGGAUCAAUUGGGGAGCGGUAUCUGCCAUGUUAUUCGUCGGUGAAGUUCCAGGCGUCGGCACUGGUAUCAGGGUCGGUCCCAUACUGGAAAUCAG
This is a messenger RNA of Chara braunii, 765 nucleotides long. The record is from the annotation of a GenBank genome assembly. NCBI's taxonomy places the organism in Eukaryota, Viridiplantae, Streptophyta, Charophyceae, Charales, Characeae.